This is a messenger RNA of Prosopis cineraria, 1671 nucleotides long. RefSeq lists its product as uncharacterized. Lineage: Eukaryota; Viridiplantae; Streptophyta; Magnoliopsida; Fabales; Fabaceae. Gene Ontology annotation, molecular function: DNA binding. Bases 1 to 1671 code for a protein of 556 amino acids. The record is from RefSeq and is a predicted model, not a curated record. The transcript has 2 exons.
AUGGAUAUUGGAAGUAAUUCUAGUAGUGAUGGAACUGAGAAUCCUACCCCGAAUUCCAACAAUCCUACUCCCAAUUCCAACAAUCCCACCCUUGCUAGCCAUAAUGACUCCACAUCUGGAACCCCAUCAGUUCGCGGGAAAAAAGAUCCUGCAUGGGCACAUGUUGCUUUAAGAAAAGAGGGCAACAAAAAUGUGUAUACAUGUCUUUAUUGUGCAUUGAGUUAUAAAGGAGGUGGAAUAAAUAGAUUGAAGCAUCAUCUUGCUGGUAUAAGUGGAAAUGUAGUUUCCUGUAGUAAAGUUCCUUUUGAUGUUCGUUAUCAGAUGCAAGAAUCAUUAAAAAGUGGGAAAAAGAGAAAGCUUGUCGAUGUACAAGCAGACAUGGAGGAACAUGUGUCUAAUGCUAAUGAACCCAAUGCACCUGCUCCAUCUAAGUCAAUCCCUGAGAGUAGUGCUAGUAAAAAAAAACCUCCUACUAUGCUAGUUGAAAAUUAUUUUGCCUCUAGGACAACUCCAGGUUCCCAACCAGGCAUUAAGAGUGCAUUUGCAACUAAAGAAGCACAACACAGUGCAAAAAUGGCCAUUGCUGAAUGGGCGAUCAUUAAUUGUAUUCCAUUUAAUGCAUUAGAUUGCCCAUUCUUUCAAAAAGCUAUGGAUGCUAUUGCUUUAAUUGGGCCGGGGUUUAAGGGUCCUACUGCUUAUGAAUUUAGAGUUAACUUGUUGAAUGAUUGGAAAAAAGAAUGUCAGCUACUUAUUGAGAGUCAUCGAUCUAAAUGGAAAACUUAUGGAUGUACACUCAUGGCUGAUGGUUGGACAGAUGUGAGGCAACGAACUUUGAUAAAUUUUCUUGUCUAUUCUACACAUGGCAUAGUAUUUGUAAAAUCUGUUGAUACUUCUGAUUUAGUGAAAGAUGCCAAGACUUUAUUCUCAUUGUUUUCUGAAGUGAUUGAGUGGGUUGGUCCCAAAAAUAUUGUACAUGUGGUGACUGAUAAUGCUGCUAAUUAUGUAGCAUGUGGCAAGUUGAUUAAAGAGAAAUAUAAAAGUAUUUAUUGGUCACCUUGUGCUGCUCAUUGCUUGAAUCUUACUUUGAAAGACAUUGCAAGUAUGUCUCAUGUGUCACAACUUGCAACAAAGGCAUCAAAGAUCACUGUGUUUGUUUAUAAUCAUAUGGUCUUUCUGUCAUGGCUCAGGAAAAGAAAGGGUUGGAAAGAAAUUGUGCGUCCUGGUGCGACAAGGUUUGCUACAACAUUUAUCACAUUGCAUAGCAUAUAUAUGCACAAGCAUGACUUACAAGCUUUAAUCACUGAUAAGCAUUUUGUGGAUCACAAAUUAUCAAGGACCGAAGCUGGAAUAAUUGUUAGUGCCAUCAUAUUAGAUAAUCGAUUUUGGAAUGAAUGUCUUGAAGUUGUGAAGAUUGUGUCUCCUCUUAUAAAGUUGUUGAGAAUUGUUGAUUCAGAUGAGAAGCCUUCUUUGCCUUAUGUUUAUGAAGGCAUGCAAAGGGCAAAAAAAGCAAUUAAGGCAAUCUUCACCAAUAAGAAAGACCAAUACAAGCCUUACACAGAUAUAAUCCAAGCCCGAUGGGAUAAGCACUUGAAGACCAAUCUUCAUGCAGCAGCAUAUUUGUUGAACCCUGCCUUCUUGUAUGAUGAUGACUUUGUUCAUAAAAGAAGUUAA